CGUCAUUUUUAAGACACGCCUCUUAUGUAAAUUACCCUCGGUAUCCGGAAAUUAAGGAUCUCGUGAUGUCAGGGGGUUGUGUGUUAGCAGAGCAUCGGAAUGACGCGAGUGACUUUCUGCUUUAAGAAAUAAAACAGUCCAGUCGCCGAUCUUUUUUUUACUAUUUAGAAUAGCUGGCAACUUUCGACAUGGGACUAUAAACGCGGAUGUACUGUCGGUGGAUGUAUUCGUCGGCAUGGACGGUAAUGGGAAGUCUCUCGUCGGACCUAACGGGAUGCCAUUCAGUUAGCCGUUCAGGAGUCAAAAGUUAAGAUUGGUUACCUCAAGCUAGCUGGCUGGCUAGUAAAAGGUUUCGUUUGAAUACCUCACCAUAAGUCAUAUAUGCUUGUCUUGCAAAGUAAACCCGGAGUCAUGACACGCCCGACCCUGGAGCGAGUGACGGACUUUAGCGACUAUACGUGUGGUAACGAAUUACACGAAUUUUUAAAGCAGACCAACACUAAUAACCGAGGCACAAACAAUCUGUCAGAUGUGCGCCUCAGUCCAGAUGGGCGUCACAUUCAUGUCAUUCUCCGCCAGCCCAAAGUCGGUCUGCUGACAUUCGACAAAUAUGAAACACCAAAGAUCAUCCCGAACCAAAAGCGUCUGGACCUGCGUUUGACGCGCACCUCAUCGAUAGUGGACAUCAUUUAUUUGGACCACAACAACAACAGGAACGCUGACAUCGCCACGCUCGUCGUUGUGUACGAGAAUGGCAAAGCCGAGUUCUGGAAAUUUCAGGAGUGCAAAGCGGGCUGGCAGCUCCUCCAGACGUCGGACUUGUGUAACAGCCCCCGCGCCAGAGUGGUGUCUGUGUCGUCCUGCGCCAACCUUAUCAUCUGGUGUGAGGAAAGACCGCACUCUGAAAGCUCUCCGUCUAUCAGCGCCACCAGGAAUAACUUCAGAUACUGCAUUUGCAAGCGUGCCUACGAGGUGGAGGAGGGGGGUGUGAUUUUGGGAGGGGUGAAGAUCGCCCUGCACAACAACCCCAGCUUCACCGUCAUCACCUCGGGUGACCAUGUUUACCUGCUGCCCGCCGCGCUGCAGGAGAAGCCCCUGCUGAGCGUCUCUCAGUGUCUGCUCUCGUGGUCGCCGCAGCGGGACGCGUUCAGGGUGUGCAGCACGUGUAAAGGCGCUUUGCUGUUGAAGAAAGACUCCUCCUCUUCCCCUAAAGAAACAGACUUCAAACGAUUGGUGAUGGAUUGUUUAGGUUACCUAUCGUCCCUGCAGCCCCCCGAGAUCCACGGGUUCUCCCCGGCCGCGUGCGGGGGGCUCCUGCUGCUGCUCAGCACCGGCUGGGUGACCCUCCUGCAGAGAGACGGCGCCCUGAGGCCCGUCUACCGCCUGGGGGGCGACGGCCCGCCCCCCCGCCCCCCCACGCCGCCGCACAGCAGCCUCCAGGCGUACGGGGACACGCUGGCGCUGGCAGCGGGCCGGACGCUGUACCUGGUGGAGCUGCGCUGCGGCCGGGAGCUGCAGCGGAUCCCCCUGAAAGGAGACGGCCUGCUGGUCGUCCACCGGGCGGACCGACGGGCCCCCCGCCUGCUGCUGGAGACCGGGCUGUACGUGGUGGCGCGGCGGCCGGAGGAGGGGGAGGCGGAGGGCGGCGGCCGCCUGGUGGAGGCGGUCUUCGAGGAGGCGUGUACGUACUACCAGAGGCGCAGCCUCAGCAGCACUCAGCUCACCGUGGACAAGCUGAAGAAGGCGGGCAUGUUCCAGGCUCCCAUCUCCCUGGCGACCAUCCUCAAGGACUACCUACGGGACGGGGGCGGACUCAAGGCGGGGGCGGGGCGGUCCGACGGGGGUCCUCCCCCGGGCGCCGGGGGGCAGGACAAGCUGCUGGGCUCCCUGGAGGCGGAGCUGAAGGCCCUGGUCUCGCUGGAGGAGGUGAAGGGGGCGUUGGUGCGGGCCGGGGAGGAGGAGGUGGGGGCGGUCUGCCAGAGCCUGGUCCACCAGGAGGUGGGCCGGCUGCUGACGGCGGCGGAGCUGGACGGCCCGGCCCUCCUCUACCUCAACGCGCUCUUCAGCCGGUUCCCCCCGGAGGCCUGGGCGGCCCUGCAGGCCGCGCUGCAGCUCCAGUGCAACGGCUCGGGGGCCCUCUCCAGCCGGGCCCCCGCCGAGGUGUGGAAGACCGUCCUGGCCCCCGCCCACCUCCCCGGCCCCCCGGCCGACCCCGCCUCUCUCACCGGCAGCCAGCCCGAGAACAAGCACCCGCUCAAGGCCGCGGCCGUCCCCCCGGCCCCGGGCCCCCCCCCGGCCCCGGGCCCCCCCCUGGCCGUGUUCGAGCUCCUGUGCCGCACGGUGCUCCGCUUCAGGGCGGGCUGGCUGCCAGGGCUCCUGGAGCUGGCCCACCUGAAGCAGGGCGCGGGCGGGCUGGGCGUCGGCCUGGCCUCCUCCUGGAGCUCCGCCCCCGGCCGCGGCGGGGCAGAGAGCGGGGAGGCCGCCGUGCCGCUCUACAAGCGGGCCCUGUCCGUCCUGCACAGCCAGGGGCCCGGCGCGGACCCCCACCAGAGCCAGGACCUGGAGGUGGAGCUGCUGCUGGUCAGCGGGCGCCCCAACGCGGUGCUGCAGGCGCUGAGGAACCUGACGCGGCGCGGCCAGUGGGCGCGGGCCGCGCAGGUGGCCCAGAGGUUCUGCCAGCAGAGCCCGCUGCUCAACAAGGAGAUCUUCGCCUCGCUGCUGUGCGAGGUGGCCCAGCACCGGGACCUGGACCCCUACCUGGACCUGCUCUGGGCGCUGUGCCCCGAGGACCUCACCGUCACCAGCAUCCUCAACCUGGUGCUGAAGAACGUCCCCGCCCCCAACGCCCCUCCCCUCCCCUCCUGCUCCCCCCUCUCCCCCUCCUGCUCCGGCCUCCCGUCCCCGUUCCCCCCGCCCCACUCCACGGAGCUGACCGUGGGCCUGCUGAAGCCCCUGCUCAGGAAGGUCCUCCAGAGAGAGACCAAGCCCAGCCAGCGCUACGCCGACAUCCUGCAGUCCCCCGUGUUCCCCCCGGCCGCACCCCCCCGCCAGCCCGCCGAGACGCAGCCCUCAGGGCAGCGGAACGGGGGGCCGCAGCCCCGGGCCACGGCCCAGGGGGCCCCCCACACAGACCCCCCCCAGUGGGGCAGUGACCCCGCGGCCGUCCCCACACCGCGGCCGCUGGAACGCGACCCCCUCGGAUGCAAGGGGGGACUCCCGCAGCCCGCGAGUCCGUACCGACGCGCGGCUAGCGGCGUCCGUCUGGAGGAAUGAGGGGGGCGGGUAGCGGCGUCCGU
Molecule: messenger RNA, 3296 nt
Organism: Gadus chalcogrammus (walleye pollock)
Lineage: Eukaryota; Metazoa; Chordata; Actinopteri; Gadiformes; Gadidae
Product: BLOC-2 complex member HPS6
Exons: 1
Coding region: 382-3273 (963 amino acids)
Biological process (GO): melanocyte differentiation; lysosome localization; organelle organization
Cellular component (GO): BLOC-2 complex; lysosomal membrane
Source: RefSeq, a predicted model, not a curated record